Messenger RNA from Gongylonema pulchrum, 483 nucleotides. Lineage: Eukaryota; Metazoa; Nematoda; Chromadorea; Rhabditida; Gongylonematidae. The record is from the annotation of a GenBank genome assembly.
AUGCAGAGCCGAAGGCGUCUGUCAGUGUUCGUUUCUUUGAUCAUUUUUAUCGCCGCAAUAUCACUUGUAUUUGCAUCAAUUCAUACGGAUUACUGGGCUGAAAGUCGUCCCAUCAACGCAAAAUUCAAUUCCGACAACAAUUAUGUAAAUCUGGGCUUGUUCAGGGUAUAUGAGGAACUGCACAAUCGAAUAAGCUUUAUGGCAAAAGUUCCUUGGAUAUUUAUAAUUUUCUUUCUGGCGCUUGGAAUUUUAUGGAAUAUACUGGGUGCAAUUGUCGCACUCCUGAAUACGGUGGCUAAAGAGACAGAUACGGUCGCUGGGCCAAAAGGAAUUUAUUUGUGGAGCAUACUCUCUGUGGUCUCAUAUGCAGCAGCGUUGGCAACCUUCUUAGUACAGUAUGCAACAACAAUUCGAUGCAAUGUACUAUUGGAUGAACAUAUUAGUAGCGGAUUUUCAACUGAAAACCGGACAAGGUCUCUGUAG